Molecule: messenger RNA, 3628 nt
Organism: Syngnathus typhle (broad-nosed pipefish)
Lineage: Eukaryota; Metazoa; Chordata; Actinopteri; Syngnathiformes; Syngnathidae
Product: endophilin-A1-like
Exons: 8
Coding region: 158-1213 (351 amino acids)
Biological process (GO): synaptic vesicle uncoating
Cellular component (GO): cytoplasm; presynapse; glutamatergic synapse
Molecular function (GO): protein binding
Source: RefSeq, a predicted model, not a curated record
UCCUCCUCUCUUGUCUCUUCUGUGGACUGCAAAGCGAACGCAAGGCAGCUGCCUCGCUGCGUGCAAUCAUCCUCACGCCAAGUGCACGCCAAGUGGACGAGCUUCUCGUCCAUCGCCGCCUUUUCUUCGCAUUCGAGUCCAUUUUGGAGCCGCGGGGAUGUCCGUCGCGGGGCUGAAGAAGCAGUUCCACAAAGCCACGCAGAAAGUCAGCGAGAAGGUGGGCGGCGCCGAAGGAACCAAGCUUGACGAUGACUUUAAAGAAAUGGAGAAGAAAGUGGACGUGACCAGCCGAGCGGUCCUGGACAUCAUGACCAAAACCACCGAGUACCUGCAGCCCAACCCGGCCUCCAGGGCCAAGCUCAGCAUGAUCAACACCAUGUCAAAAAUCCGUGGCCAGGAGAAGGGACCCGGAUACCCGCAGGCCGAGUCCGUCCUCGGAGACGCCAUGUUGAAGUUUGGCCGGGAACUAGGGGAGGACUCCUGCUUCGGCCUGGCACUCAUUGACGCUGGUGAAGCCAUGAAAGAACUGGGUGAAGUGAAGGACGCUCUGGACAUGGAGGUGAAACAAAACUUCAUCGACCCACUGCAGAACCUCCACGACAAAGACCUGAAAGAGAUCCAGCACCACCUGAAGAAGAUGGAGGGACGCCGUUUGGAUUUCGACUACAAGAAGAAGCGUCAGGGGAAGGUGCAGGACGAUGAGAUCAAACAAGCGCUGGAGAAGUUUGAUGAGAGCAAGGAGAUUGCAGAGCAGAGCAUGUUCAACCUUCUGGAGAGUGACAUUGAGCAGGUGAGCCAGUUGGCGGCGCUGGUCCAGGCCCAGUUGGAGUACCACAGUCGCACCGCUCAGAUCCUCCAGCAACUCUCCAGCAAGAUGGACGACAGGAUAAAGGAAGUGUCCAGUAAGCCCAGGAAAGAGUUUGUUCCAAAACCACGCAUGACCUUGGAGCUCCUGCCGCCCAGUGAGAGCCACAACGGUGGCCUCCACUCUGCUAAAUCCCCCGGAAGAUCACCAGCCCCGCUGGACCAGCCGUGCUGCCGGGCGCUCUACGACUUUGAGCCGGAGAACGAAGGCGAGCUGGGCUUCAAGGAGGGCGACGUCAUCACGCUGACCAAUCAGAUCGAUGACAACUGGUACGAGGGAAUGAUCCACGGUAACUCGGGCUUCUUCCCCAUCAACUACGUCGACAUCCUGGUGCCGCUCCCGCAUUAAGGCCCCGCCACCCACACGGCCAAUACCACGGUCCCGGUUUUAGCGUCCUCCUCCUCUUCCUCCUCGUCCUGUCUUCUUCUUCUUUUGCUGUGCUUUGCGCGACUGCGUUCACGUCGGAGAAGGCGAGGCUGCGGGACUGGAAGGGAGCGAACAAAUUACCACAUGAUGUUUGCCCGCUCGGCGCCUCACACCGUCGAGCGCCGCCGCUACCGAGUGGGCUCGUCCCACCGCGCGCGUGUGUGGAGCUUGUGUGUCGUCUCGUUUUGCGUCGUUCCCGUCAGGGCGCCGUCGCAUGGCUCUCGCCUCGUCUUCGUUUCCACCUUCUUACGCCACUUUGGGCUGUUUGCAUGAGCUAGCCUCUUAAGUGGAGCAGCAAUGCAUCAUGGGAUCACAGCUGCUCAGCAAUAAGUUCCAAAAAAAGUCGGGGUGCUGGGCAGGAAUAUGCGGACACUUCCCAGUCGGGUGUUUUGUGUUGAGAGGCUGCUUGUUGACUUUUGAUGUGGCUUUUGCAUGCAGGAUGGACGACUUGAUCGAGUGAUUGGUGUUACACGUAUGUCACAAAGUCACCGUGGUGAGCUGUGAGUGAUUUUGCGGAAAAAGCAGCAGCGGUCGUGGCUUUGUUAAAGAUGGCCAGUCGGUAUCUAUUCGCUGUAUUCAACCUUAGCAGCAAUGCAAACCACACAAGUGUAUAUUCCCCAUGGCGAGGCCACUGACUGGCGUCCGUGUGGUCGUCUCGUGUGCAUGCCGGCAUCCUUCAUGUCCACGAAAGGAAUCGAAAUAGUGUUCAGCCAAGCUAACGGCACUGUAUUCAAUGUCAACGGCGGUCACAAAUGGCUAAUAUGUUCACAUACUAAGCCAGUAUUUAACACAGUGGUGCGAAGGAAUAAAGUACAAAUUCUACCUUAUGGUACUUAAAUUGCUUUUUUAGGUAUCUUUAUUUUGUGGGGGGGAGUUUUGCCGUUGUGGUCUGUAACCUCACGCUUACCUGUUAGCUUGGGCUUCAGGAGCUUUUGGAUUCUUAAUUGAUUUUACAUUCCAAAACAUUUAGUGUUAUCCGAACACUCUAUGAUGAAUAUGACAUGCUACCACCGUAGCAGCUUUGACUAACGUCAGCUUGUUUACAGUGCUAAAGCUAGCUUAGUAACGCUAGCGCCGUUUUGUUGGAAGAUUGACAGCGUUCUUUGUGACUACGUGAUACAAUUCGGCACUUUCAUAAUUGUGCAUGUCACUGUGGAGUGAGUUUGUUCAAAUCUCACAAGCGGUUUUGAAACUGCCCAUUUUAGUUGCUUUGUAUGACAGCUUUUUAAUUGGAACGUAAACGGGAGCAUUAAACGAGAAUGGCAGCAGAUUCGAAGAGGGAACUGUAAGAAUAAUAUAUGGCGAAUAUGUUGUGUCUCGUGCCAGCCGAAAAAACACUUGCUUCUGGCAUUUUAAAAAUUUAAUUUCAUUAAAGAAACACACACACAAGAUAGGUGUAUUUUUUCAUUUGUUAUUGUCAGUUAAUUUAGCAUGUUUGGUAACUUGAUUCACAACAUUUGCAAAGGUAUGAGAAUAUGUCGUGCUAGCAUAAAAGUCCAACUGGCUUUUUCCGUAGCUUCAACGUCAAGCCAACGCCAUUUCGCUUUUCUCUUUUUGUACUAAAGGGACCCACUAAUGUAUGUACUUUUUUGUACUUAAGUGCAGCCGUUUUAUCACGACUUGUUUUGUUUUUUGCAUUGUGCUUCCACAAUCGUACAGAUUGUGAGUAUUUUGGCCACCUUUGAUUUAGCAAAGCGCAAGGUGACAUUCUCAGAAACAAAUUACCUUGCAUAAAACACAAACACUACAAAUAACAGCUGUGAGGGCAAUAAAAAUAUUCCAAUAAGCUACAUUUGUGGGCUGCAUGCUUUGCGUCAUGGUGACCUGAUGCUCUGUUGUGUACCCCCUUGUCCCCCAUUUCUGAGAGCUUUUUUAUUACAUUUUUUUGUCUUCGUCGAUGGCGACGUGUAUUUUGACCUCAGUGAGGGACCUGUGCGGCCUUCGUCGUCACGUCACGUCGUCGCGAAGAGUAAACAUACUUGAAGAUGUCCGCAGUGAAACUUUGCUCGUCGGACCAGGAUUGGUGUGAUCUUGUGACCUUGCUUUGCCUUGCGGCUGUAUAAAAUAGCCUCAUGCCUGCCUGGUGUCUUCUGCUAUGCGUGUAACCUUAUUUAUUGUAUUUAUUAUUUAUUUAUUCUCAUGUCUCUAUUUUUAAGAGCAUACACUUGUGGCGUACUUUAAAGACGCGGGGUCGAGGAGGUGUGGUCAAAGCUAGCCUGUACUAACUGUUGCUCUCCUCGUGUUGGAUGAUGAUGAUAUAUACAACCGGUAUAUGUAUAUCUUGCUUGUUGUGAAAAGACCUGCAAUGUAAUGACAAUAAAUGAUUAACACUACAAA